This is a messenger RNA of Melozone crissalis (California towhee), 579 nucleotides long. It is a transcript of the gene KLRG1, whose product is annotated as killer cell lectin like receptor G1. The transcript is spliced from 6 exons. Bases 1 to 579 code for a protein of 192 amino acids. The record is from RefSeq and is a predicted model, not a curated record. NCBI's taxonomy places the organism in Eukaryota, Metazoa, Chordata, Aves, Passeriformes, Passerellidae.
AUGGAGGCAAGCAGAUCAGAAAUUUCUGCAGCUGAUGAGAGCGAGGAAGUAACAUAUACUUCUGUCAGAUUCUCUCAGACUCCUCCUCCAAGGCCCAAAACUCCACAGGAGAAAAGAGCUCCCCGUCUGUGGUCAGCAGUUCUGAAGGGCUUGGCCAUAGGUUUUGGCACACUGAGCAUCUCCCUGGCAAUUGCUUUGAUUUGGAAGAUGAGUGACUGCCACCCACACUGCCCCCAAGAGUGGGUGGCCUACAGAGGGAGCUGCUACUCCUUCUCCACGGAGAAGAAGGACUGGAAUUCCAGCCAGGAAUCCUGCAGGGCACAGGGAGCUCACCUCCUGGUGAUCAAUGAUACCUUGGAGAUGGAUCUGUUCAAGCGUAUUCAAGCAGAAUAUUUCUGGAUUGGACUGAGGAACAGUACAAGCUCUGGUUGGAUUUGGGAGGAUGGCUCUGUAUUAAGUGAUACCAGGGUCCACUCUAACAGCCCUGUGCAAAAUUGUGCUGUCCUGACAAAAGAUCAGUUUCAUGCCUCCAGCUGUGAAGUUUUGUUUCAGUGGAUCUGUGAGAAAACAUUUAGAUAA